CCCCUACCGCCAGGUCAGAGGUCAGGCAGAAGAACAGGGAAACAUCCCAGAAGUUGUCGGCAGCAGAUACGAUGCUGUAGCCGCCAUUCCCUGGGGGUGACCUAGUUCCUAACAACGCAAACUGCUUCAAUCUCCUAGAAGAAGGAGAGUUUGUUUGGUGACGACUUAGACUUCGUUACUAGAACCAUGGCCCCGCCUAAAUGUUCGAGCCAAGCUUCCCUGAAAGACAAGACAGCCGUGGUGACGGGGGCUAACACAGGGAUCGGCUUGGAGGUGGCGAAGGACCUGGCAAGGAGGGGAGCCAAAGUGAUCCUUGCGUGUCGGAAUGAGACCAGAGCUGAGGCCGCUGUGGCGCAGAUUGUGCAGGAGACUGGGAACGAGAACGUGAUGACGUUGAAGCUGGACCUGGCAUCUCUGUCCUCGGUUCGUGAGUUCUCCCAGAAGGUGACGGAAGGGGAGGAUCGUCUGGACAUUCUGGUCAACAACGCAGGUAUUUGUUGCCCCCAGUCUACAACAGAAGACGGGAUUGAGACGCAGCUCCAGGUGAACCACCUGGGCCACUUUCUCCUCACCAACCUCCUCCUGGACCUCCUGAAGAAGUCGGCUCCAAGUCGUGUGGUUGUCGUGGCCUCCAGCGUCCACAAGACGUCUAAGGGCAUCAACUUUGAGGACAUCAACUAUGAGAAGGACUACGUGGCGUUUCCCGUGUACGCGCAGAGCAAGCUGGCGAACAUUCUCUUCACACGUGAACUGGCCAAACGACUGGAAGGGACCGGAGUGACGGCCUACGCGGCGCACCCUGGCCUGGUGAAGACGGAACUGUGGCGCACCUUGCCAGAACUCUACGGCUGGAAGUUCACCGUCUUCAAGCCCAUGUUCUACCUGGGCAUGGCGGCGUUCGCCAAAACACCCGUGCAGGGCGCCCAGACCAUCAUCAACUGCGCCGUGGAGGAAGCGCUCUCUAGCGAGUCUGGCCUGUACUACAGUGACUGUGCCGUCGAGGAGCCUUCCCAGAAGGCCAUGGAUGACGUAGUGGCGCGUCAGCUCUGGGACGUGAGCGAGAGGAUGACGGGAUUGUCUUCCUGAGUCCAAUAAUUUACGGACUUAACCGACUGAUAGCCAUGAAUAAUCAUUGGAAACCCGAAUACCUCAGACUACAAGUGGUGGUCUAUUUCCUGAUGAUUUUACAUUGAG
Molecule: messenger RNA, 1194 nt
Organism: Branchiostoma belcheri (Belcher's lancelet)
Lineage: Eukaryota; Metazoa; Chordata; Leptocardii; Amphioxiformes; Branchiostomatidae
Product: retinol dehydrogenase 14-like
Exons: 5
Coding region: 187-1086 (299 amino acids)
Source: RefSeq, a predicted model, not a curated record